This is a messenger RNA of Solenopsis invicta (red fire ant), 1168 nucleotides long. It is a transcript of the gene SelT, whose product is annotated as thioredoxin reductase-like selenoprotein T homolog CG3887. The record is from RefSeq and is a predicted model, not a curated record. Gene Ontology annotation, cellular component: endoplasmic reticulum membrane. Gene Ontology annotation, biological process: cell redox homeostasis. NCBI's taxonomy places the organism in Eukaryota, Metazoa, Arthropoda, Insecta, Hymenoptera, Formicidae. The transcript is spliced from 4 exons. Gene Ontology annotation, molecular function: thioredoxin-disulfide reductase (NADPH) activity. Bases 391 to 960 code for a protein of 189 amino acids.
GGUAACCUGUCCGAAUGAGUUAAAUUUGCAUUCUCAUCAAUGACGAUGAAAAUCCGCUUGUCGACGGUGAUCGCGUUGAAGCUUGACAGUAUCUAUCGGUCGUAAUAACAGCGUCCUUGGAUAAUUGAAAAAGAUGCGGGUGGGAGUUACGAUAAAUUUCGGUUACUCGGUAAACUAAACGACGUAUGUACGCGCGCGCACACACGUACGUUCGCACCCCACACCCCCCAAUAGUGUUAAAGAGGGAAAGAGAGAGAAAGAGGGAGAGGGAGCGCACUCAGGUUGGAUACUGGCACCAUGCAGUAAUUCAUUGCAUUCGUUGCAUUUGAUCGUCGCGUGAACGUGUGGGGCUAUCUUCUUCAAUGAAUUGAUAAAGAUAAAGAGCCAAGUAUGCGCUGGUUAAUACGUCUGUGUACCCUUGCAAUCCUGCUGGUGCACAGCAUAGCGGUGAACAGCGAUGAGGCGCCGUUAACCAAACUCGGCGCAAAAACCGGGCCAACCCUGAGGUUCUUCUAUUGUUACUCGUGCGGCUAUAGAAAAGCCUUUGAGCAAUACGUGAGUAUUCUCAAACAGAAGUACCCGGAGCUUCAUGUUGAGGGCGAGAACUUCAACCCACCGGGUUAUAAUAUGUUAAUCGCAAAGGCGCUGGGAACGUUGAAAAUCCUGAUAAUUAUUCUCAUUGUGAGCGGCGUCGACUUUGGCCUGUUACCAUCAGUGUGGCAGUGGUGUAUAAAUAAUCGUUUUUAUUCCUGUAUAUUGAUUUUUCUGCUUGGCAAUGCCAUAGAAAGUCAAUUAAUUUCAUCGGGUGCGUUUGAAAUACAUUUCAAUGAUGUUCCUGUUUGGUCAAAACUCGAAACCGGUAGGAUACCACAACCAUUGGAAUUGUUUCAAAUAAUUGACUUUCAUUUAGAUAUGCAAUUCUCAGAAAUGGAUGUAGGAAAGAUCAAGUUUCAAACGUAAAAUAUAAUGUUUCUUCACAUUCUGAAAUUGAUAAAUUUCAAACCGUGUGUACCAUGCCAGGAAGUUUGCUAAUGUGUAAUGUGAUGAAAAUAUGUACAAUAUAUUUCUUAAGUAAAUAAGGUUCUUAAUGUACAUCUUAUCAUAGAACAUAAUUCCAAUAAGACUACGAACAUAUAAAUGUAAUUGAAAUAAAACUGUUACCAAAAUU